AUGCAGCAGCUGAGGUUGGUUUCAAAAGCUGUCAGCCUGCCUCAAUCGGAAAGAGAUGCCACCUUCAUUAGCAGCUGCGGCUUUGCAGGCAAACCAAACCCUUUGCUGGGUGCACCCGAUGCAGCAGAAGCGGCUGCCAGAGCCAUGGAUAGCCCCACAUGUGCAAAAGGCAUUGACGGCAGCCCAGAUUUGACUUCUGCGAGCACGAUUGCGGCAUCAAGCGGUCCUAUAGAUGAUUUGGAAGACUGUGGAGAGAGCGGCAAUCCAUUUGACAAGGACGUUGGUCCAGAUGACUUGGAGCAGGACAGCCGACACGUGGAGAGUUUGCCCGAGAAGCAGCCGGAGCUGAGCCCUGCCGAGAGGCCUUUUUGGCAGAGCCUUAGCGCGGCAGCGUGUGCGUUGAUGCUGGCAGUGCAGCCAGUGCAGGCGUUUGAGGAUCUCAAUCCUGCAGAGUCUUUGUCCGUGGAGUUGUUCCAGAAGAACACUCCAGGGGUCGUGUUCAUCACUAACGAGGUUUUCAAGCUCUCACAGUCAGAGCUCCAGGCUGUUCCAAAGGGAACUGGCAGCGGCUGGGUCUAUGAUGAUGAGGGUCACAUUGUCACCAACUAUCAUGUCAUUGAGCAAUCAAGCUUUGUCACCGUAAAGUUCAUUGAGGGAACUGAGGUGGUGGCAAAGGUAGUGGGAGCGGACCCUUACAGCGAUGUUGCCGUUCUCAAGGCCGAACGAGCAGCACCUUCGUAUAUUUGA
Cladocopium goreaui is the source of this 747-nucleotide messenger RNA. The record is from the annotation of a GenBank genome assembly. NCBI's taxonomy places the organism in Eukaryota, Dinophyceae, Suessiales, Symbiodiniaceae.